UCAAAAACAAUGGCAAUUUGCGAGCCGAAACCUAAACCCCCGAAACCCUACCAGAAAAUAACAAAUAUUACCCUGUAAAAUUUCUGACCUUUCCCCCGCGUGGAUCCCUUACAGCAGUCCUUCGCCUCUUCAAACACCAAUCUCAAUUCGUUGCACGGCGGGUUUUUCUCUGAAUCGCCCCCUUUUGUUUUCUUUCUGAACAAAUCUUAUUGUUUUUCUUUUAGUCUUUGUGUUAUUGCAUCAUUGUUCUUCAGAUUCUCGCUGGUUAUGCACGGAUUAGUGUUCUUAGAGUUUAAUUUGUUGGAUUUGGAUUCUGGGUGUGGUAGAAUUUCUGGAAAUCACUGCUACUACUUGGUUUUCCAGUUUGUUAUUGGGGGCAGUGGCUAUUUUCUCAAGAAUAUGAUUUAGAUCUUGAUUUUGGGUAGAUUUCUUUUUCCUGAGGAGACGCCUAGAACAUGCUCUCGCUGCGACCUAUUCGCAGAUUCUGCCAUGCUGCUACCAUCAUUGUAUCUUCAGAGACCCCUGCGGCUGUGUUGAAUCACGUUCAGAACUCGAAGCCCGUCGAGGAGCCUGCCCUUAUAAAGCUUAAAGCAGAACGGGACCCUGAGAAGCUGUUCCAUCUGUUUAAAGCCAAUGCGCACAAUCGGCUUGUGAUUGAGAAUCGAUUUGCUUUUGAAGACACUGUGUCUCGACUGGCUGGAGCUCGUCGCUUUGAUUACAUUGAGCAUUUACUUGAGCAUCAGAAGACUCUUCCACAGGGGCGCCGUGAAGGAUUCAUUAUAAGGAUUAUAGUGCUAUAUGGUAAGGCUGAGAUGAUCAAGCAUGCUGUUGACACUUUUUAUAAUAUGCACUUAUAUGGAUGCAGUAGGACUGUUAAGUCGUUUAACGCGGUGCUUAAGGUUUUGAUGAAGGCCCGUGAUUUAGGAGCUCUCGAGGCAUUUUUGAGAGAAGCUCCAGAAAAAUUCAAUAUUGAGUUGGAUAUAAUUUCUGUUAACAUUGUUGUUAAGGCUUUUUGUGACAUGGGUAUUUUAAAUAGAGCUUAUCUUUUCAUAUUAGAAAUGGAGAAGGUGGGAAUAAGACCAGAUGUGGUUACCUAUACGACGUUAAUUUCGGCAUUGUACAAGCAUAAUCAAUGUGAAAUUAGUAAUGGUCUGUGGAAUCUAAUGGUUUUGAGGGGUUGUUUGCCCAAUCUUGCUUCUUUCAAUGUGAGAAUUCAAUAUUUGGUUGACAGGAGACGAGCAUGGGAUGCUAAUAAAUUGAUGAAUGUGAUGAGGAACAUUGGGAUUGUACCUGAUGAGGUUACUUACAAUCUGGUAAUAAAAGGUUUUUGUCAAGCCGGGUUUCUUGAUAUGGCGAAAAGGGUUUAUUCUGCUUUACAUGGGAGUGGAUAUAAACCAAAUGUCAAAAUUUAUCAAACCAUGAUUCAUUACCUAUGCAGAAGUGGGGAUUUCAACAUGGCAUAUACAAUGUGCAAAGAUGCCAUGACCAAGAAUUGGUUUCCAAACAUUGAUACAAUUCAUUCAUUACUUAAAGGCCUCAACAAGAUGGGGCAGCCUGGUAAGGCUCAGUUGAUCCUAUCAUUGGCAAGGAAAAGGGUGCCUCCUUUCUCUACAACUCAGUUGGAAGCUUUGAAUACCAUAAUGGCCAAUGGCUGAAAAGAGAUCUGUAGACUGGUGCUAGAUGAAUGUAGCAGAAAGCUCAAAAGGAGCUCAUGUUCUUUCUUUACUUCCAUUUGUAAAUUACAAAGUUAAUUGGACACUGAUUUUUUAUGGGGUUACAUCUUCAAAAAGUUUCUCAUUUUCUCAGUAAUUUGUUCUACCAUCUCAAUAAAGUAUAUGUCUCAAGAUGAGAGUUCUGAAUGGACCAGCUGAUGUUCUCUGUGAGUUACUGUGCAAAUCUCUCUCUCUAGUCUACACAUACUUAGGCGAAACAAAUGCUUUCCCAUGUACACAAGAUGUCGCAACUGUGUUAUAACUUUCUACAUUCGAAUCAUCUUUUGUCAUUCCAGCAUCGGUGCUUUCAAACGCAAUGGCAAUAGGAAUAAGGGCAAAAUCUUUCCUGUUGGAUAUUUUUGAAUGCUGCGUAGAAAGCCAAUGGCAGAUUAAUGAUUUCUGAAGCUCCCUGUGUGUCCAAAUCCAUCGUCUUCCGCCAUUCGGAUUAGUUGGAGAGAGUAGAAUAAAAAUUGCAUGAUGCAACUUACAGAUGGUAGCAUGUCGGUGCACUUUUCCUUUCGAUGAGCUAUCACUAAUGUCCAUGGACACUAGGGGAGGUUCAUUCUCUCUAAUGUGUUGGUUGGACGAGGUUUCUUCAGGUGAGGCUGUAUUCGAGUAUUCGAACAAUGAACUUGAUUCCACCUCUUAUUUUUCCUUGAUCAAGUUAUGUUACUGGCAGAAGUUCAUGAGCUAAUAUUUGAUGCAAAACUCAG
Cucurbita moschata (crookneck pumpkin) is the source of this 2425-nucleotide messenger RNA. RefSeq names its product pentatricopeptide repeat-containing protein At1g80150, mitochondrial-like. The record is from RefSeq and is a predicted model, not a curated record. The transcript is spliced from 3 exons. NCBI's taxonomy places the organism in Eukaryota, Viridiplantae, Streptophyta, Magnoliopsida, Cucurbitales, Cucurbitaceae. Gene Ontology annotation, molecular function: protein binding. Bases 456 to 1655 code for a protein of 399 amino acids.